CUUUUGAAUAAAAUCUUUCUCCUUUCCCCUUUGCAGAUAAAAAAAAAAAUAAUUUAUUCUCAACUGCGAUAAUGACGCAUGAAACUGCUUCUACACCGCAUACAAACGAUUGUAUAAAAUCUGACCAUCGUAUGUUCUUUACUUUUGAUCCAGAAAAAUCGUCAUUUUUAUCUGGAUAUUUAGGUAUAAAUGUAACGACGAUAACCGGAACAUUAUUAGUUAGAUUUACACAAGCAAUUAAAGCUAGAAAGAUAAAUUUGUAUUUUAUUGGAAGAGAAAAGGUUGAAUGGGUGCAUUUAAGAAAAAUAAAAAAGGAGAAGAUUAUAUUGAAACAACAUGAAAUUUUAUGGGAAUCAAAUAAUCCUAUAGGAUAUGAAUUAAUAACAGAUUUAACUUUACCAUUUGAAUUUCAAGUACCAUCAAAUGCUAUAGAAAGUAUUGAUUCAAAUUUUGGUCAUGUUCAAUAUACAUUAAAAGCUGUUAUAAAUAAAAAAAUUAAUAAAAAAUUUUGGAUUGAAGUUAAAGUACCAAUUUGGAGAUGGGCUAGACCAUCAAUUGAAGAAUUAAAACCUUUAAUUAUUAAAUCCAAAAGUUCACAACAGAGAAGACAUCAGAUUGAAUGGGAAACUAUAUUACCAAAAACUUUUUUUGAUAUUAAUUCAAAUUUUAAAAUUAAAUUAAGAAUGAUUGUACAAGAUCCAGAUUUAAGAAUAAAAAAAAUAAGUACAUCUUUAAAAGGGAUUGUUAAAUAUUUUAAUAAUAAUGAUGAUAAUGAUGAUGUUGUUGGAGGUGGCGGUGGUAGUAAUAGUAGCGAUAACGAUGAUGAUGAUGAUGAUGAUGAUGAUGACGAUGGAAAAAAAUUUUUACCAUUUGAAAAAGAACAAUAUUUGUAUAAAGGUGAAACAAUUAAUGGAAAAGAUGUUGUAAUGACACCAAGUGGUCUUGAUACAUUAUUUGAAGCUAAUAUAUUAAUUAAUAUACCUGAUGAUGUUAUUCCAACUUGUAAAACUAAUUAUAUGAAAAUUAUUAAUGAGAUUCAAAUCAAAGUAAUGUUUGAAAGGUCAAAUACUUAUGUUUUAAUUACAAGAGAAAUUUUAAUUGGAAGAAAUUAUGAAACAAGAGUUGAAAAUUGAAAUUUAAUUGGGGAGAAAAUAUCAAGUUUUCCAUUACACCGUAUACCCCUGCUGUAUUA
Messenger RNA from Rhizophagus irregularis DAOM 181602=DAOM 197198, 1192 nucleotides. RefSeq lists its product as uncharacterized. The record is from RefSeq and is a predicted model, not a curated record. Gene Ontology annotation, biological process: ubiquitin-dependent endocytosis. Gene Ontology annotation, cellular component: cytoplasm; cytosol. Gene Ontology annotation, molecular function: protein-macromolecule adaptor activity; ubiquitin protein ligase binding. NCBI's taxonomy places the organism in Eukaryota, Fungi, Glomeromycota, Glomeromycetes, Glomerales, Glomeraceae.